Messenger RNA from Saprolegnia parasitica CBS 223.65, 441 nucleotides. RefSeq lists its product as hypothetical. The annotation marks the transcript as partial. NCBI's taxonomy places the organism in Eukaryota, Oomycota, Saprolegniomycetes, Saprolegniales, Saprolegniaceae. The transcript is spliced from 2 exons. The record is from RefSeq and is a predicted model, not a curated record.
CCACUCGCAUCGACGUCGUCCUUGCCGUCAUUGUCAUCCAACGACGACGACGACUCGAACGUGAGCUCUAUCUCGAUCGGCGACUCGGAGAACGACGUUGCCUCACUAUGCUCGUCGGCCGUGGGUUCGAUCUCUAGCGCCGAGAGCGAGUAUGUACGACCCGUUUUGCACCGCUUCGGCGCCGUCAACGACGGUUGGUCAUCCGUCUUGACCGUCCCUCGCGUCCUCUACGCGCACCAGAUUGUCGAAGCCAGCCAACAUGCAGCGCACGCAUCCCCGCCCAAGCCAGCACGUCACAUAGACACAAGUGAUGAUGAUGCCGACGGUGAGGAAUUGCGGCCCGUCCUCUGCCUGACGCAUCUGCACCGCUUCGAGCUACCCGCAGCGAAGUCCUCCCGAGUAACACCUGACGGCAUGCCUUACGUCGCUCCUCACAUCGCA